GAAGUACUUUUUGUAUGCUCUAGCUCCUAGCUGCGGUUAGCACGGUUAGCACAGAGGAGUGAAAGUGACUGACAGCAAAGUUUGUCUCGGUUAGAUUUAUGAGUCCAUCUACCGUUCAUGUUUGUAUUUAACACAUGUCAGGUAACGUCGUGCUUAGCAGGCAGUUCUGUCGCUGGAGAUGAGUGAAAAUUGUGUGCCAUGAAAAUGAUUUUCUUACCACUGUCUGAUAGGCCAUGAUAGGCUUAUCAAGUUAUGCAGGGGUUAUGGAAAGUCUAAUGAAUUCUGCUGAAGAGCAGCAACCCUCCUCUCCCCUGGCUAACUCAUGGUCCAAAAUACAGGAAUCAAGCAAGAAUCAAAAGCCAAAAUGUGUUGGUGGAUUUGUUUUAGUUCAUGCAGGAGCAGGAUACCAUUCUGAAUCUAAAGCCAAGGAGUACAAGCAUGUGUGCAAAAGAGCCUGCCAGCGAGCUGUGGACCGACUCAAAGCCGGGGCACUUGCAGUGGAAGCAGUGGCCGCAGCAUUGGUUGAACUUGAGGACUCUCCUUUUACAAACGCUGGCAUGGGCUCCAACCUUAAUCUGUCAGGGGAAAUUGAAUGUGAUGCGAGUAUCAUGGAUGGGAAGUCGCUGCAUUAUGGUGCUGUAGGGGCUAUAAGUGGUAUUAAGAACCCAGUCUUGGUUGCAAACCGUCUACUGAGUGAAGCACAGAAAGGGAAACUAUCAGCUGGCAGAAUACCACCCUGCUUUUUAGUGGGGCGAGGAGCACAUGAUUGGGCAGUCAGCCAUGGAAUACCACCAUGUCCUUCAGAGAAAAUGGCCAGCAAGUUUAGUUUAUCUGCGUACAAGAGGAACAAGCGAAAGAUGGAGCUGGCAGAAAAAAUUGACACAGGACAUAAUCACACGAAGAAAAGACGACAAUCAAGUGAAAAUGAAAAUGGUUCAGGGUGCCUCGACACAGUGGGAGCCGUUGUGAUAGACCUGGAAGGGAAUGUAGCUGCAGCGGUGUCCAGUGGAGGUCUGGCCAUGAAACAUCCCGGCAGGGUUGGCCAGGCUGCUCAUUAUGGAUGUGGCUGCUGGGCUGAAAAUGCCUGUAGUAUGAACUCUCACUCUACAGCAGUGAGUACCUCAGGCUGUGGAGAGCAUCUGAUUCGCACCAUGCUGGCACGGGAAUGCUCUGCUGCCAUGCAGUCUGAAGAUGCCCAUCAAGCACUGCUGGAGGCUAUGCAAAACAAGUUCAUCAGCUCACCCUUUCUGGCCGGUGAAGAUCGUGUUUUGGGUGGAGUAAUUGUCUUGCGCUGCUGCAGAUGUGUGGAACCUCCGCCGUCACAAAAUAUUCAGGGUAUACUGGUGGAGUUUCUAUGGAGUCACACCACAGAGAGCAUGUGUGUUGGCUACAUGUCUGCCCAAGAUAGCAAAGCAAAGACACACAUAUCCAGAUUACCCCCUGGGACCGUUCCUGGACAGUGCUUGGCCAUCGAAGGAGGUGCACGGAGCCACAUCCUGUCAUUUGUGUUCCUGUGAAUGGCAUUUUAAAUAUGACACCUUGGAAUCACAAUACACCCCCUGGGCCGUGACAAGCCUGGCUGAAAGAUGACAUCACCGUCUUCAGUGGCGGACCAGUGAAGCAUAUCCGCACAUAGUCGGAGCUUUCAUGGGCAAAUGAAAAACAACACAUUCAGCGCUUUUCUCUACAUGUGGCAUGAGUGGCAAUGUUGGGCUCUUUCAUCACAAGCCAGAAUCUCUAUGUAAAUGUGAACUAGUGACAAAAGGGAUGUUGGAGUUGGAAUGGGUGGCAUGUGUUUAGUAUUUUUGCUGCAUGUCCUCAGGAGAAACUCCCUCCUGGUCCUCAUCCUGUUCGUUCAAUCCAACAUUUGGCUGUGUGACAAAUAUUCGAUAAAUUCCUGGAAUAUUUCUUCGGCUUUGCAUGCCCUAAUAUCCAACCGAACACAGGCUUGCUCUUGCAUAUACACAGGCAGGUCUACAGUGAUAGUGGAGAUAAGAGAAAUUACCCUCACCAUCCCCUUGUUGAAGUAAAAAUUAUUUCCAUUAAUUUCCCCCAAAGCCCUUAUAAAGAAUUUAUGAAGGGACACCAUUCCAGUGGGAAUAAAUCCAUUUAUCACUGGGACAUGACAAAAAUAUUUCAGCAGCAUGCUAAAUAUACAUCAAAAAGCAGCUGAAGGAUGCUUAACACUCUAAAAAAGCAUGUCUUAAACCCCGAGUCAGUAUUUGAGGCGCUCGUGGAGUCAGUGUGCUUUAUGCCGAUGUUAAAAUGGGCAGUUAAACUGUAGAACCUGUCUUAAGUGGUGUCAUGUUGACAAAUGUCUCCCUCUUGAAAUGUUGUUGAGGUAUGUUCUAAACUGGACCACAACCCAAAAAGGUGUCAUUAAAAACAGACAUCAAUGUCAAAAGAUUUCAAAAA
This is a messenger RNA of Perca fluviatilis (European perch), 2415 nucleotides long. It is a transcript of the gene tasp1, whose product is annotated as taspase, threonine aspartase, 1. The transcript has 15 exons. The record is from RefSeq and is a predicted model, not a curated record. Bases 234 to 1517 code for a protein of 427 amino acids. Lineage: Eukaryota; Metazoa; Chordata; Actinopteri; Perciformes; Percidae. Gene Ontology annotation, molecular function: threonine-type endopeptidase activity. Gene Ontology annotation, biological process: protein maturation.